AUGAGCGUCGACGUCGCUGCCAUCCGCGCGGCCUUCGCGGCCUGCAACUUAGACCUGGAAGAAGAUGCCGCCAGCACGUGUGUGUCCAUCUGUACGGAGUUUGAUAUGAGUUCGGACGAUAUGGCGGCGCAAUGGGACGCCUACUCCAUGAACCAGCAGCUUUCUGGCGCGGCAAACUCCGAUGGCCUCGUGGCCUUCCGCUCGCACCUCAAGCAGCAACAGAAUGCCAAAGCCCAGACAACAACACCUGCUACUGCCUCGCAGAAGAGGCGUCAUUCCAAAACACCUGUAGUGAAGCGCGAGGCGGAGAGCCAAGACAAACUCGAGUCGCUGUACAGCGUGAAGUCACCAGAGGGCAAACAUGCGCGCUCCUUCUCCAGCCCUGCAGGUAGCAACAAGGUGCAGCGCAAGGAAGGCAUGUUCUCGCCCUCUUCCAUGCAGUCUCCACCCGGUAGCAGCUACGAAAAGCGCACAGACGCCGGCAAAUCGGUAGCCGACUUCAACGCUCACUUGAGGAAGCAGAUCGAAGGAACUGGAGCUAACACGGGGAAGCCAGUCGACGUGAAGGCUCCAUUUCCAUCCCGAAACCUCGCUCCGAACUCCUCGUACAUGUACACGCCGUUGUUCCAGCGAGCCAUUGCGUUGGAUGAACAGCUUGUCGAGUACGAGGAGCUGGUGAAGGAGACGUUCAAGUUGGAAGCACUCAAGCCAGUUGGAGACCCCUCACCUGCACAAGUGACAGUGGUGGGACGUAUCGUGUGCGAAGCAGCCGAGGGUAAGCUGAACCCCAGCGUCGCUCAAAUUGAAGGAUCCAGAAAGACUUGCGGUGGUCAGCGUGUGCUUCUCGACUUGAGUGCAGUUCCCAAUUUCCAGAUCUUUCCGGGCAAGAUUGUUGCCCUGGAAGGUGUCUUCCCGGAUACCCGCUCGCCACUAGCAGUGAAGAGGUUCCUUGAGCCGAUUCCCGCACCACCUGCGACGUCCUCCCCAGCACGGAUCAGAGAAUUCCAGAGUGAGCACGGGAAGCCUGUUCGUGUCCUCACUGCGUGCGGUCCUUUCACGACCACCAGCAACGUGGACUACCUGCCACUGAACGAUUUGCUACAGAUUGCAAUUGAUCAGAAGCCAGACGUGCUCAUUCUGGUGGGUCCGUUCAUUGAUUCGAUGCACUCAAUGUUCCAAGAUGGACUGGUCAAGUACGACGGCAUGAUGCUAAGUUUCGAAGAGAUCUUCCUGUUCAAAGUGAUGACACUGCUGAACAACGUUCUGUCACAAGACGAGCGGAUUCAGAUUGUGAUUGUUCCGUCGCUGAGAGAUGCCAACCACGAAUACGUGUACCCCCAGCCACCGCUGAACAAAAAGAAAGCAUGUGAAGCAUUCGAGGUUGCUGAGUAUGCAAAGCGCGUCCACUUCAUGUCCAACCCCAGCACGUUCUCAAUCAACGGAGUUGUGUUUGGAACAUCAGCUUUGGACGUCGUUGUACAACUGAGCUCAAACGAGCUUUACAGAGCCCAAAUUCGCGACCAGCACCGACUACUCCGCCUAUGUGAACAAGUUGUUGAUCAACGAAGCUUUUACCCUAUGUUUCCCCCACCUGCGAGCAGUGAGGCACCCAUCGACCUGCGGUAUAGGAAACAGUUCCAAUUCGAGCAGACGCCUGACAUCCUGCUGCUUCCUUCAAUUCUCAACCGCUUUUGUGGGCGCGUGAAAGAUUCCAUCUGCAUUAACCCCGGCCAGCUUUGUAAGGGCGAGUCCGGCGGGACCUUCGCGCAUAUCACCAUUCUCCCCUUGUUCAACGACAAGAUUGAGAGCGCAACCGAUGGCAAGUGUGCCCAUUUCGUUCCGGACCGUACGAUUGUCGAGAUCAGGCGUAUCUAGACAGAAAGAGGAUAGAAAAUAAUCAAACACUGCACCUUUCUUGGUUU
Molecule: messenger RNA, 1922 nt
Organism: Phytophthora infestans T30-4
Lineage: Eukaryota; Oomycota; Peronosporomycetes; Peronosporales; Peronosporaceae
Product: DNA polymerase subunit alpha B, putative
Exons: 9
Coding region: 1-1875 (624 amino acids)
Biological process (GO): DNA replication initiation; DNA replication
Cellular component (GO): alpha DNA polymerase:primase complex
Molecular function (GO): DNA binding
Source: RefSeq, a predicted model, not a curated record